Molecule: messenger RNA, 4746 nt
Organism: Daphnia magna
Lineage: Eukaryota; Metazoa; Arthropoda; Branchiopoda; Diplostraca; Daphniidae
Product: mucin-5AC
Exons: 18
Coding region: 1632-4523 (963 amino acids)
Source: RefSeq, a predicted model, not a curated record
UAGGUGAUAGAACUAAAGGUGAGAACUACAUUAGAAAUUUAGAAACCCUAUAGGACUGAUAAUUAAUCUUAUGACUGCUUUGCUGCAUGAAAACGUUGCGGCAACAUCCGAAAAACUCAUAAUGAUGGUUGCAUGGCAUAAAGGAGGCAGCAUGGCAGUUGAGGAUGCUACAUCCUACAUGACAAUUGAGAAAUCCAAAGUCUUCUGAGUUAUUGAUAAUUGAUUGCUAUCAAUGCCAUUCUCCAAUCUGUCAAUGUUGAACUGUCACCAGAAUAGAACAUGUUCUUGUUCUGUUUCUAAAUGAUUGCAACUAGUAUGAUCAGAAUGAGGUUUAUGUCAUUGAUUGUUUGGUAGAUUUAUCCAAAAGGUAAAAAAUUGUUGCAAGUGCAUGCUAAUGAAUAGGUAGAACAACAGCUCCUAAACUGGACUGUUUUAUAGCCUUACCGUGUAUAGGUAUGGUAGAGUAAUGAGCAAACUGUUUCAAAGUUUUUUUUUCAAGUCAUGUGUGUUUCUUGUUGUGGAUAGUUGUGUAGGUCUAGUUCAAGAUUAUUGCAGUUUAAUAAGCACUCAAGUUUGUCAUCCUUCUAUACGUUGGCUUAGAGCACACUACAAGUACAGUUUGUUGUUUUAGAUGUCUAAAUUAUUGACAAAAUUUGCCAUUGGAAAUUUUUAUAUAGGAGAGAAAAAGAAACAGUAACUAGGCAUUCCAAGUUCCUAAACUUUUUCAGAAGCAUUCUCAGCCAAUUGCAAUAAUGCAUUACAUGAAAAUCAUCUUAGAUUUUGUUGAUGCGUAUCCAGCAUUCAGAAAAAGCAUUUUGUUGAUGCGUAUCCAGCAGCAGACAGAAAAAAGCUGACAUAUACUUGUCCUUCCGUCAGUUAAUCGAGAUGGACCAAUGCAGAUCAACAGUUGCAACAUAUUGACGACAUUUUUGCCUGUGUCAGGAGAUCUCCACGGCUCAUCCCUGGAUUUAGAAUCAAGGCUGAACCAUCAAUAUAGUCCCAAGCUCUUUAUUGGGGCAAAAAUAGGCUGCCUUCAGUGGACUCCGGGAAAGCACCUUGUGGCCCAGCAAAAGUCAGCACAGAUCCAAACAAACAGUAGCAUAUGCAAGUUACAUUUUAAAAAUGUGACUUAUGGGAACCUCAGCGUACCAUCUGUUAUCUGUAAACACUAGAAAACGAAUGUUAAUUUCUUCGAAUUCGUGGCGUCCCGAAAUCUUUGUACGUUUGUUUAAACGUAAAAAACUGUUCCUUGGGAAAUAAUAUCGAAUACGGGGAUUGAAGCUUUCUCUUCUGUUUUGGAAUUAACCCACGUGCUCGUUUUAUUUAAAUGAGAUGAUGCGAAUGGAUGAUUUCGUGGUCGGCUAUGAAACACAAUGGAACCUUUGCCCUCAUUCCGGCUUCCGGUUCCCUUUUACACUAAGAGCAGACAUGAAAGGGGUCGCGUUUAAAGAAGUGGAAACAAGGCAACAAUUCCAUGUCUACAAAAAUGCUCUACGGAGCCUUUAUGCCUUUUACAAAUGGAAGACAAUAAUAAAAAAUGUUAUUGAAAAGAAUGAAAAAAAACGUGGACCAAACAGCAUAAGCCUCGUGCCAAUUUUGUAUAGUAACGAGGAGGUAUUCAUUGACAGCCCAUGUCUCAGCAUUGCCUUCGAAGACGAGCCUACGCCGGCAAGCCAGCCAAUAUGCGCCAUAUGCUCCUCGUAUUGAUUCUUGGCGUACAUGUCUCCUUUACCUGGGCAGGUUCCACAGAAAGCAAGCAGCAGAACGUGAGCCUAACAGAACAGCCAGUCACGGUGUUACCUACUCUAAAUACUAGUCUGGCGACGGAAUACAAUACCGAUUUUUAUCGAAAUAAUAACCGUCAAGUAACACGACGUCCUACUACCAGACGUACAGUUACUAGACGUCCGACAAACAAUAGACGUCCAGCAGGCAACAAUCGACGUCCGCCACAGACCAAGGCUCCUAUUGAAUGGGAUCAAGCUGAUACAUGCGGAGGUAAUAUUCUUGUUCCCCUAUCGGAGAAUCAGACUAAUGCCCUGAUAGAAGAAACGUAUCAGUCGACUGGGUUUCCAGUCGCGCGUACCUACCCUUUAAUCUGCACGUGGAAUGUCAAGGUGAGUAAGAAUUGCCGCCACGCCCGAAUUGUCUUGAGAAUGGACGAACGCAGUCGAUUGGCCGAUGAUAAGGAAUGUAAUAAAGGUUUCUUUCGCGUUUCGCCCUUCAUGAGAGAAGCCAAAAUCUGCGGCCGCGUUGGUGAUGUCCCACCGCUGCAGUGGCACGUUGAAAACGAAAACCCCAAAGUUGUUACAAUUACGAUGAGAAAUCCAGGACUGGAAGCCGAGAAAUCUGCUGGUUUCUCGUUUUCUCUUCAAGGUGAAUGCCUCCCUUAUGAAUCCAACGUGACAACUGAUGGGAUCAUGAACACUAACAGCUUGUGGCUCCACCAAAUCUGGAAAGACUCGGCAGCGAGGGGCGGACCUACGGUAGUCGUACCCGGUGUUGAUUUGGCCAGUAUAAUCCCCUGGAUGGAAAUUAAUCCGAAUGACCUCGUCAACAGCAACACUCCGUCCGGAUUUCCUAUUUCUGGGAGUCUACCUCCAACUAGCACGUUACCUACAGUUACUGGCGUGGCUGCUGUUAGCAACAAUCUCAAUCGACCACCUACCCGUCGCCCUGCGAGUAACGCGGUUCGAACUAGGCCCACGCGACGUCCUAAUCUAAGGCGUUCAACUACAACAGUUCGCCCAAUAACGACUCGUCAAACCACCGCCCGACCCAUUAGCUGGGAUCAGUAUGAUACGUGUGGUGGUGUCAUCAAUGUCCCUUUGCUAUUUGACCGUCUCUCGUUUUACGAAUCGUCGCAAUUUAUCACCGGGCGUAGCUUUCCUUUGGUCUGCACUUGGAAUGUGAAAGUGAAUCCGCUGUGCCGUCGUGCUCGUGUUACCAUGAGAGUGGACGUACGCAGCCGACUGGCUGAUGUGGAGGGAUGCACGAAAGGAUAUUACACCGUUUCGCCCUUCAUGAAAGAAGCCAGAAUAUGCGGCCGAAUCGGAACUGUUCCACCUUACCAAUGGUACGUGGACGACCAUAAACCGGAAGAUGUCACGAUUUUCAUGGAGAGUGUUGGACUCGAAGAUGGCCGAACAGAGGGAUUGUCCUUUAGCCUUCAAAGUGAAUGCAUCCCAAUCAGAUCGGACGUUAAGAAGAUGGACGUCGACAUUGAAAAUUAUUGGUCAAACAGUCGCUGGAUGAAUCGUCUGUCGGAAGAAUCUGAAAAAGGAGAUGGCCCAAGGGUAGUGAUACCUGGUGGUACAUUUGUCUCGACCACCGUGUCGUCAUUGGCUGACAAGAAUUUCAUUCCUCCCGAAAAUCAAUCCGAGAUUCCCUGGAUGAUCUUAAAGUCUCCCGAUCGAAACCAGUCCAUGUCUACAGUAUCGCUUUACACUGACGACUCUAAUAAUAUUUUAGAGUCACCUAAUAACCCCAUCAGUCCUGUUAACCCUACACCUGUCAGCGUCAUCUUGCAAUCCAGCAAUACCAGCGAAGAGAUUUUUACUGCUAAACCAAUCGCCACAACAACGAAAGUCACCAUGCCAUCCGUGGUUUUAUUGGACAAUGAAAACAUUCCUUGGAUUACCCUGAAAUCGCCUAAUGAAACUCAAUCAACCACAGCGAUUGACCCAUUGAUAACGCCUCCUCCUUUGAUGACGUGGCGUCCGACAAGUCAGAGCACCUCUACUACUCGAUCCAUCACAGUUGGUACAUCGACACAUCCGACCAUCCUUGCAUCCACCACUAGUCGUGCACCUACCAAAACUCCAAGUACUUUGAAGGCAUCGACCACCUUGUCUACCACGAUAAAGUCGACAACGCGCUCACCGUCUAAUAGUACAAGUCCUCAAUCCGCUAUCAUCCGUCCGCCUACUCAUCAGUCGCUGGGUACAAUGUAUUCUUCCACCACCAAGAGUCCUUCUUCUACCAAGAGUCCUUCUUCUACCAAGAGUCCUUCUUUUACCAAGAGUCCUUCUUUUACCAAGAGUCCUUCCACCACCAAGAAUCCUUCCACCACCAAGAAUCCUUCCACCACCAAGAAUCCAUCUACUACCAAAAUUGCAUCUAACCCGUCCACCAUCAAGAACAUUUCUACCCUCAUGAAUACGUCCACCACCAAGAAUACAUCUACCACCAAGAAUACAUCUACCACCAAGAAUACAUCUACCACCAAGAAUACAUCUACCACCAAGAAUCCUUCAACCACUAAUACGUCAAUAGCUGCUAGAAGGCCUUCGACAGUAGCGAAGCGACCACCGACGGUGCGUCCAUCUACCAAGAGUUCAACGACUACACGUCCUCCGUCAACCACCAAAAGUCCCAUAAAUACUCUGAACGAGGAUUCCGAAGCAAGUCCAGCAAAUAUCAAUUCAGACGUUGGGAUCCAAGAAGCCAUUUCUUACCUUUCGUCGCUUUUAGAAGAAACGAAAAAGAGAAAUAACUUACCUUCGUCUGAGGGAAGUAAUUAAAAGAAAUUGGAUGUUCCGGUUGCGUCUGUGGUAAAAAUUGAGCCGGAGGAUUUGGAAUAUAGUUCCAGAGUUGUCACCGACAACCUGAUGGUUAUGUAUUUCAAUAAAUUAAUUCAGUUAGGCUACCUAUUUAUUAGUUACAAGUUUAAGUAGUUUUUAGCUAUCGAAAGACUUUUUAAUAUUUUGUAUUAACUAAUAGUUAAUAAACUAUACUUGAAUAAUA